GCGGAGCUGCAGCCGCGGAGUCCCGCCCCGGCCUGCGUCCGCCAGUAGCUCGGUCGCUGCUCUUUUCCAGGCGGGUUAGCCCUACCAGGAGGAACCGAAGACAGAAUACUGGCUGGCUGGCUCUCCCAGCGCUCGCAGCCGCGCCAUGCUCGUCCUCCGAAGCGGCCUGACUAGAGCUCUGGCUGCGCGGACGCUCGCGCCUCAGGUUUGCUCAUCUCUUGCUACAGGCCCCAGACAAUACGAUGGAACAUUCUAUGAAUUUCGUACCUACUAUCUUAAGCCCUCAAAGAUGAAUCAGUUCCUGGAAAAUACUAAGAAAAACAUUCAUCUUCGGACAGCUCACUCUGAACUGGUUGGAUACUGGAGUGUAGAAUUUGGAGGAACAAUGAAUAGAGUGUUUCAUAUUUGGAAGUAUGAUAAUUUUGCUCAUCGAACUGAAGUUCGGAAAGCAUUGGCCAAAGAUAAGGAAUGGCAAGAACAAUACCUCAUUCCAAAUUUGGCUCUUAUUGAUAAACAAGAGAGUGAGAUUACGUACCUGGUGCCAUGGUGCAAAUUAGAAAAGCCUCCAAAAGAAGGAGUCUAUGAACUAGCUACAUUUCAGAUGAAACCUGGUGGGCCAGCUCUGUGGGGUGACCCAUUUAAAAGGGCAGUUCAUACGCAUGUCAAUCGAGGCUACACAAAACUAGUUGGAGUGUUCCAUGCAGAAUAUGGAGUACUCAACAGAGUUCAUGUUCUUUGGUGGAAUGAGAGUGCAGACAGUCGUGCAGCUGGGAGACAUCAGUCUCAUGAGGAUCCCAGAGUUGUGGCAGCUGUUCGGGAAAGUGUUAACUUCCUUGAGUCUCAGCAAAAUAUGCUUCUGAUUCCUACGUCAUUUUCCCCAUUGAAAUAAUUUUCCUCUGAAAUACAAAGCAUUGCAUUAACUGCUAUAAGUUGUGUCUGCUAAUGGUGCUUAAAUUCUCCCAAGAGAUUUUCAUUUUUAUUUGAAGGAGGUGGUAAGUUAAUUUGCUGUGCCCUCUGCAUUUUUAAAAGCUGCUUCUGUCCAUUGUCAUGACCUCUUGAGGAAAUAGUUCUGUUCAUUUUCCGUUUGACAUUUCAGUAUCUGUCGUAUAUUAAAAAUAGUUGUCAUUCCUUCAA
This is a messenger RNA of Prionailurus viverrinus (fishing cat), 1134 nucleotides long. RefSeq names its product nipsnap homolog 3A (gene NIPSNAP3A). NCBI's taxonomy places the organism in Eukaryota, Metazoa, Chordata, Mammalia, Carnivora, Felidae. The coding region runs from base 146 to 889 and encodes 247 amino acids. The record is from RefSeq and is a predicted model, not a curated record. Gene Ontology annotation, cellular component: mitochondrion. The transcript is spliced from 6 exons.